GCCGGCAGCACUGAGACUACAAAUGUUUCCGCGAUAAGAUAAGAUCUCGUUCGGGUUUAGAAUAUCUCGAUCACUAAGCACAAUUCAUCUUUCAAGCUCUAGCAAGUUGUUUGACUCCAUUAACAACCACUUCAUUGUACUUUCACCGCCAUUUUGUUAUGAUUGCGCUACAGCAAGCUCAGAAUGUUCCCGACCCAUUAUCGGUACCAGCUAAUGCACCAGAACAUUGUCCUGGUACUGAGUCCGAACUCGCAGGCAAAUCAGAUGCUUGUGCAGGAUGUGCAAACCAGGAAAUUUGUGCUUCAGGGAAAGCCCGCGGACCCGAUCCAGCACUCCCUUUCGUAAAUGAGCGUAUGGCGAACGUGAAGCGAAAGAUCCUCGUUCUUUCAGGAAAAGGUGGGGUCGGGAAAUCUACGUUCACAGCACAACUGGGAUGGGCAUUUGCUGCUGACGAGGAAUUACAGACCGGCAUCAUGGACGUUGAUAUAUGUGGACCUUCAAUACCUACCAUCCUUGGAAUCGCCUCUGAACAGGUUCAUUCGUCCUCAUCCGGCUGGUCCCCAGUAUACGUUCAGGAUAAUCUUGGCGUUAUGUCAGUCGGCUUCAUGCUUCCAUCCUCACGCGACGCCGUAAUGUGGAGAGGGCCUAAAAAGAAUGGUCUUAUAUCUCAGUUCCUGAAGGAUGUUGACUGGGGCACCCUGGACUAUCUCCUGGUUGACACCCCUCCCGGCACAUCCGACGAACAUCUCAGCAUUGUAUCAUAUCUGAAGGAAAGCGGGAUAGACGGCGCAGUAGUCAUUACAACACCUCAAGAAGUUGCCCUUCAAGACGUCCGUCGCGAGAUUGAUUUCUGCAAGAAAGUCGGCAUUCGGGUACUUGGUUUGGUAGAGAACAUGUCGGGUUUCGUAUGUCCGAAUUGCAAGAAUGAGUCUCAGAUCUUCAAGCCAAGUACCGGUGGUGGCCGCCGGUUGGCGGAGGAUAUGGGAGUCGAGUUUCUCGGAGCGGUCCCACUUGAUCCUCGGAUAGGGAAAAGUGCGGAUUAUGGCGUUAGCUUUUUGGACGAAUACCCAGACAGCCCGGCAACAACUGCAUACCUUGAUAUCAUAGAGAAAAUUAAGCAACAGCUAGGAGACUAGUCGCAUAAUUAUGGCUUGCAAUCAUCCGGACCUUAUGUAUCAUUAACAUUUUCUAUUGCACUUGUAUCGAUAUCCAAUCAGUAUUAAAGCGUGAUCAAAUGCAUGUUCGAGUAUACUCUAUCAUCAGUUCUAUCUACUAUACAUCAUAGAUCUUCCAGCCAUACAAUGAACCUACCAAUUAUUCUAUAGUGAAACGACGCUUACGAUCCCCAGCAUCGUCUAAUGAACCUUCUUCCUCCUCCUCGACAGCAUGCUCGUCUACUUCCUCAAGCUCCAUUGGA
Molecule: messenger RNA, 1417 nt
Organism: Somion occarium
Lineage: Eukaryota; Fungi; Basidiomycota; Agaricomycetes; Polyporales; Cerrenaceae
Source: the annotation of a GenBank genome assembly